CAAGACUGAAUUUUUUUUCUAACUUUUAAAAAACAAAAUGGAAUUGAAUUCUUCCAAUCCAUCUCUUCAUCAUGUAAUUCUAUUUCCGUUUAUGUCAAAGGGUCAUACGGUGCCACUUCUGCAUCUUGCUCGCCUUCUCCUCCGCCGUACGAACGUCGCUAUCACCAUCUUCACUACUCCAGGCAACCAUUCCUUCAUUGCUCAGUUUCUCAGUGACACCAACGUCUCUAUAAUCGAUCUCCUUUACCCGGAAAACAUCUCGGAAAUCCCAGCCGGGGUGGAGAGCACCGAUCAACUUCCCUACAUAUCAUUGUAUGUUCAGUUCGCCGAAGCAACGAAGCUCAUGCAACCAGCUUUUGAACGGGAGCUUCAGUGUCUGCCACCUGUCAGCUUCAUGGUGUCUGACGGCUUUCUGUGGUGGACCUUGGAAUCCGCUUCGAAAUUCGGUUUCCCGAGGUUUGUGUUUUACGGCAUGGGAGCUUAUGCAAUGAGCGUCUCGAAAGUUGCAAUGGAAAAUCGUGUUCUGAUUGGAGUUGAGAAAGAUGACGAGAGAGUGGAGCUGCCUCAUUUUCCCUGGAUUAAGCUUCGUAAAAAUGAAUUUGGACCGCUUUUUUCCGAUCCUAAAGGUCCCGAAUUUGAGUUCAUUAUAAAACAUUUAACAGCAGCAUCAAAUAGCUAUGGCAUGAUUAUCAAUAGCUUUCAAGAGCUUGAAUCUGUGUUCGUUGAUUACUGUAUCCGCGAGGCAAAACCAAAGGCCUGGUGUAUCGGACCCCUUUGCCUGGCUAAGCCACUGGCCAUAAACGAUACGAAAACACGCUCCAAACCCAUCUGGAUUCAAUGGCUAGACCAAAAGCUUGGUCAGGGAAGCCCGGUUCUAUAUGUUUCAUUUGGGACGCAAGCAGAGAUUUCAAUGGAGCAAAUUAAGGAAGUAGCAAUCGGGUUGGAAGAAUCAAAGGUGAACUUCUUGUGGGUGAUAAGGAAAGAAGAAUGGGAAGUGGGGGAAGGGUUUGAAGAGAGGGUUAAAGAGAGAGGAAUUGUGGUAAGAGAGUGGGUCGAUCAGAGGGAAAUAUUGUUGCACCAAAGUGUGAAAGGUUUUUUAAGCCACUGUGGAUGGAACUCAGUGUUGGAGAGCAUAUGUGCCGGCGUUCCGAUUCUUGCUUGGCCGAUGAUGGCAGAGCAGCCAUUGAAUGCAAAAAUGGUUGAGGAGGAAAUUAAAGUGGGGUUAAGAGUAGACAGCUGUUAUGGAGAUUUUGUGAAGUGGGAAGAGUUGCAGAAGAAGGUGAGGGAGUUGAUGGAAGGAGAGAAUUAUAAAGAGUUGAGGAAGAAUGUGAUAGAGUUGUCAGAGGUUGCAAAGAAAGCCAUGGAGGAGGAGAAAGGUUUGUCUUGGCGCACCUUAGAUACACUCAUAGCUGAAGCAUGCAAUUUUCACUGAAAGUGAAAGGUCAUUUGAACUGGACACAGUCAUUGACAUUAAUGGCGAUCUUUAUGCAUAAACCAGAAAUAAGUUGGAGUAUAUGAC
Molecule: messenger RNA, 1519 nt
Organism: Mangifera indica (mango)
Lineage: Eukaryota; Viridiplantae; Streptophyta; Magnoliopsida; Sapindales; Anacardiaceae
Product: UDP-glycosyltransferase 90A1-like
Exons: 1
Coding region: 38-1432 (464 amino acids)
Molecular function (GO): UDP-glycosyltransferase activity
Source: RefSeq, a predicted model, not a curated record